This is a messenger RNA of Linum trigynum, 447 nucleotides long. The record is from the annotation of a GenBank genome assembly. Lineage: Eukaryota; Viridiplantae; Streptophyta; Magnoliopsida; Malpighiales; Linaceae.
AUGGAUCUCAAUAACGAGAAGUUUCUGUUAACGUUCUCCAAUGAUCAAGAUUAUCUCAAGGCAUUAACGGGCGGACCAUGGGAAAUUCUCGACCACUACCUUGUCAUACACCCCUGGUCACCCAAGUUCAGGACAUCCGACAAGAUACACAAAUCAGUCACCGCCUGGAUCCAAUUGCCAGAGCUCCCUGUGCACUUCUAUCACCGGGAAGUUUUAUUCGCCCUUGACAAUCUCAUAAGUAGAACUGUUAAGCUGGAUUACCAUACAGAGAUGCUUGAGAGAGGGAAGUUUGCAAGGAUCGCCGUAGAACUUGACAUGACGAAACCACUCCCAACUCGCAUCCGCCUAGACGGAUUCUGGCAACAAGUUCUGUAUGAAAUCUCCCACAAAUAUGCUUUGAUUGUGGAAGAAUCGGCCACACUGAGGAUACCUACCCAAAGAAAAUGA